AUGACUGAUUACGACCUAUUUAACAUUCAUGACUUAGACCCGAUCCCUGACUACUUCUCAUUUCAAGACACAAUCGACUCGUUUCAAGACCUCCCCAAAAAACGCCCUAUUGACCAACUAGAUGAAUCCAGUUUCCUUCCAGGAACCCUCGAAUAUAAAAAAGCUCGGAAAAAAAGGCAAAAUCGAGAAAGUGCUUCUAGAAGCCGAGCAAGGAAAAAGAUAGAACUGACAAGUUUGGACACGACCCUUUCGCAGAUUGCAGAAAUAAACCAAAAGUUGACGUUGGAAAACGCAGCUUUAAAAGCUGAAAAUGGCAUGCUGAAAAAGGAAUUGGAAUUUUACAAAGGGUUCGUAAAGAAUGAUGAACCAAAAAUGAAAGGAAAUAAAGCAAGCACAGGCUGGCUGGCCGUCAGUGUGGUUUUAUCGAUGAUAUGUAUGGUAUUGGUUACACAUGAGGAAGGAGGGCAGGCUGUUAAUAUGGGUGGGAGAAGUUUGAAAUCUAUGAAGCAGAAUAAGUUUUUGAACAAUGAGGAAAGCAAUUAUUCGAUGAUAAUGGUGGUUGUACUGGGGUUGGCGGCUGCAGCUUGUGCGUGGAAGUAUUUCCAUAAGUAA
This is a messenger RNA of Blepharisma stoltei, 612 nucleotides long. NCBI's taxonomy places the organism in Eukaryota, Ciliophora, Heterotrichea, Heterotrichida, Blepharismidae. The record is from the annotation of a GenBank genome assembly.